Molecule: messenger RNA, 1518 nt
Organism: Phytophthora sojae
Lineage: Eukaryota; Oomycota; Peronosporomycetes; Peronosporales; Peronosporaceae
Exons: 2
Coding region: 1-1518 (505 amino acids)
Source: RefSeq, a predicted model, not a curated record
AUGUCCGAGGACAAGAAGCGGGGUGCAUCCGCGGACGGCCCCCGCGCGCAGCAGGCGAGUCCGCGCCGCCGACGCCAGCCGCAGCAUCUACAGCCACAGUAUCCGGAGGACCGUGACGGACGGUGGAAGACUCUGGCUGUGAACAAUCCGGUGGCGUGGCAGGAGGCCGUGAAGCCGUCGCUGCUGACAUUCCUCAAGAUCAAGAAGCAUCUCAUGGUACCGGUCGCGUUCGUAGUCCCACGCGGGGACGACGCGUGGCCCAGGGCGGCGUGGGGGUAUCCGCUGGGCAAGCACGCCGCGUGGCUGCGGAAGCAGUGGAGAGAGGGGGGACGCGGGAUCGACCCGACGCAGAGCAAGGAGCUGGACGAGAUGCCGUUCGCCUGGGACUGGAGCCAACACAAGUGGGACCUCUUCUUGUUGCCGGCACUGCGGAGAUACUUUGAGCUGAAUGGACACACGGAUGUAUCGACAGAUUUUCGCAUUCCGAAGGAGAGUCCCGAAUGGCCUGACCACUUGAGGGGGUACUAUUUGGGCUGCAAAGUGCUGAAUAUACGCAACCGAGAUGAUUACGCAAAGCAGGUGGAAGCGGACCAAGACGAGCUUGAACGACUUCACUUCUGUCACGACUCGACGUUAUACGAUCGCGAUUGGCGCGAGAAAGUGGAGCCGGCACUGACGGUGUUUCGGCAGGAGUUUGGUCACUGCAACGUAAAGAGUGCAUUCGUGGUUCCAUCGCAAUCCCCAUGGCCAGAAUCAACAUGGGGAAUGCACUUGGGAAUUACUGUCCAAAACAUCCGUCGUGGGGAUUUCGGUCGAUACAAGCAGGAGUUGGACGAGUUGGGCUUCGUGUGGGACAACUCCGAGUGGGAGUGGGGGGAGCGGAUCAUGCCAGCUUUCGAGGCGUUCCAACGUCUACAGGGUCAUUGCCGAGUACCGGCACAUUUUGUGGUACCGUCGGAGGAUAAAUGGCCGACACAAUCGUGGGGUUUGAAGCUGGGAAGAGUUGUCAGCCAGAUCCGUAGCCGAGGCUAUUACUCCGCUCAAGUUUCGCGUGACAAGGCUCGACUGAAAGAGUUGGGUUUUAUAUGGAGCUGCUGUGAAUUUGAGUGGAGUGAGCGCGUCAUGCCUGCACUGGAAACUUUUCAUCUACUGCAUGGCCAUUGCCGAGUGUCGGCGUCUUACGUGGUACCAUCGGAGGCGUCGUGGCCGAAGGAAGUGCAUGGCCUGAAGCUAGGGUUUGUUUUGAAAAACUUCCGCCAGCGCGCCUCCUAUUUUGACCAAGUGGCCCGAGCGAUGGACUCGUUGGAGGCGAUCGACUUCGACUCGAGGAUCGCUGAUUCCAGGUGGGGAGAACGCGUGGAGCCGCUGCUGGCCACGUUCGAGCAGCUGCAUGGACAUCGCAACGUGCCGCGCAACUUCGUGGUCCCGUCGGUUUCUCCUUGGGAGGAAAAGGAUUGGGGCGUCCAGCUGGGCAAGCUAGAGCAGAGAGAACCGCCUCGCGCUGAAGUAGAUAGUUGA